Molecule: messenger RNA, 2040 nt
Organism: Castor canadensis (American beaver)
Lineage: Eukaryota; Metazoa; Chordata; Mammalia; Rodentia; Castoridae
Product: guanylate-binding protein 1
Molecular function (GO): GTP binding; GTPase activity
Source: RefSeq, a predicted model, not a curated record
GUUCCAGAAGUCACUUUUAUACUUGUUGAUUCACUAAGCACUUUCAGUUUCAGAUUACUGUAAUUCAGUGCUGUACUUUUCAUUCUUUCAUCACUUGGGGAAGUCCAGAAAGCCUCAUAACACUGGAGGAUAAAAUAACAGCCUGAUAACCCUGUGAGAUUCAGAGAGGAGAGAAGUCAUUCCACUCCAACCCAGGGAGAGUGCAGACAAGUGACAACCUUGGACAUGGCCUCUGAGAUCCACAUGUCAGGCCCUGUGUGCCUCAUUGAGAACAUUAAAGGACAACUGUUGGCUAAUCAGGAGGCCCUGGACAUCCUGUCUGCCAUCACGCAGCCUGUCGUGGUGGUGGCUAUUGUGGGCCUCUACCGCACAGGCAAAUCCUACCUGAUGAACAAGCUGGCUGGGAAGAAAAAGGGCUUCUCUCUGGGCUCCACAGUGCAGUCUCACACCAAAGGAAUCUGGAUGUGGUGUGUGCCUCAUCCCAGGAAGCCAGGCCACACCCUAGUACUGCUCGACACCGAGGGCCUGGGAGAUGUGGAGAAAGGUGACAACCAGAAUGACAGCUGGAUCUUUGCCCUGGCAAUACUCCUGAGCAGCACCUUUGUGUACAACAGCAUGGGAACCAUCAACCAGCAGGCCAUGGACCAACUGCACUAUGUGACAGAGCUGACAGAUCGAAUCAGAGCAAAAUCCUCACCUGAGGAGAAUGAGGUUGAGGAUUCAGCUGACUUUGUGAGCUUCUUCCCAGACUUUGUGUGGACUCUGAGAGACUUCUCCCUGGACUUGGAGGUAGAUGGAAAAUCUGUCUCAGCAGAUGAGUACCUGGAAAAUUCCCUGAAGCUAGUACAAGGUACCAGUCAAAAAGAUAAAAACUUUAAUCUUCCCCGACUUUGUAUCCGGAAGUUCUUCCCAAAGAAGAAAUGCUUUGUCUUCGAUAGGCCUGCUCAUCGAAAGAAGCUUGGUCAACUUGAGACACUGCAUGAUAAUGAGCUAGACUCUGAAUUUGUGCAACAGGUGGCAGGAUUCUGUUCCUACAUCUUCAACCACUCCAAAACAAAAACUCUCUCAGGAGGCAUCAAGGUCAAUGGACCUCGUUUACAGAACUUGGUGCUGACCUACAUCAAUGCCAUCAGCAGUGGGGGUCUGCCCUGCAUGGAGAACGCAGUUAUGGCAUUGGCGCAGAUCGAGAAUGCAGCUGCAGUGCAAAAGGCCACAGCCCACUAUGUCCAGCAGAUGCACCAGCAGUUGCAGCUGCCCACAGAAACCCUCCAGGAACUGCUGGACCUGCACAGGGCUUGUGAGAAAGAGGCCAUAGAAAUUUUCAUCAGGAAUUCCUUCAAAGAUGUUGACCAAGUAUUUCAAAAGGAAUUAGGGACUCAUCUAGAAACAAAGCGGGAUGAGUUCUGCAAACAGAAUAUGGAUGCAUCUUCAGAUCGUUGCUCAGGUUUAGUUCAGGAUAUUUUCAGUCCCCUAGAAGAAGAAGUGAAACAGGGGGUAUAUUCUAAACCAGGAGGCUAUCGACUCUUUAUUCAGAAGAUACAAGACCUGAAGAAAAAGUACUAUGAGGAACCCAGGAAAGGAAUACAGGCUGAAGAGAUUCUGCAGAAAUAUUUGCAGUCCAAGGAGGAUGUGACUGAUGCAAUCCUACAGACAGACCAGACUCUCUCAGAAAAGGAAAAGGAAAUUGAAGUGGAACGCGUGAAAGCUGAAUCUGCACAGGCUGCAGCAAAAAUGUUGGAGGAAAUGCAGAAGAAAAAUGAGCAGAUGAUGGAACAGAAAGAGAAGAGUUACCAGGAACAUUUGAGACAGUUGACUGAGAGGAUGAACACGGAAAGGGCCCAAUUGAUGGCAGAGCAAGAAAAGACUCUUGCUCUGAAACUUCAGGAACAAGCCCGACUACUAAAGGAGGGAUUCAAAGAGGAGAGCAGACAGCUUCAUAAUGAGAUACAGAAUCUCAAGAAGAACAUGGAAAGACCCAGGCCCAGAUGUGUCAUAAGCUAGAGACCUUUCCUCUUACCCUCAUCCAAGGCACAGCUGAAG